AUGGAGAAUAAUUUUGAUGUACUUGAGCAUCUAAUAUUUAUUAGAGAAGAUGAUGUUUGUUUAGAUUCAAAUCCAUAUAAUGGGAAAUAUUUUGUUGCAAGAAUUACAGCAGUUCCCGUAUUAUUCGUGGUAUCAGCUUUAGGUUCAUUCGCUCCAUUGAUUGCCAAAUACAAUAAAAAGUUUAAGAUUCCAAAUUGGUGUUUUCAAGCAAUAAAAUUCUUUGGUAGUGGAGUUAUAAUAGCGACUGGAUUUAUUCAUUUAAUGGCUGAAUCAUCAAGAAAUUUAACAAUGAAAUGUUUAGGUUCACCAUUUAUUGAUUAUCCUUUUGCUGAAGGUAUUGCAUUAAUUGCAUUAUUUAUUAUAUUUUUCUUUGAUGUUAUUGCUCAUCAUAAAUUAAGUCAAAAAGCUAAAAGAAAAAUUGCAAAUUCAGAGAUAAGUGAGGUGAGUUCUACUACCAAUGUUGGAAUAGAUACAAAUAAGGUUAAUGAAUUUGAAAAUAAAAAUAGGGAUAUUGAAGCGUUAAAUGGUUCAGAAAAUAACAAUAAUAAUCAAGAUGAUGUAACGCUAGAGAACAAUUUAUAUAAUAAAUCUUCAUCUUCAACACUGUCAAUAAAUUCAAAACAAAGCACUGCAAUAAUUCAUCAAAAUAACUAUAAAAAUUUAGAAUCAGUAUAUCAACAAAUUUUGAAUUGUAUAGUUUUAGAAUGUGGUAUUAUAUUCCAUUCUAUAUUUGUUGGAUUAUCAUUAGCAAUAGCAGGUGAUGAGUUUAUAACAUUAUAUGUCGCAAUUUGUUUUCAUCAAUGUUUUGAAGGUUUAGGAUUAGGUACAAGAUUUGCAACAACUCCAUGGCCUAAAAAUAAAAGAUAUAUACCAUGGGUAAUGUCAUUAGCUUAUAGUUUUACAACACCUUUUGCAUGUGGUAUAGGAUUAAUAGUAAGAAAUUCUUAUCCACCAGGUUCAAGAACCGCUUUAAUUACAACUGGUGUAUUUGAUGCUGCUUGUGCUGGUAUAUUAAUUUAUAAUAGUAUUGCUGAAUUAAUGGCUUAUGAUUUUAUGUAUUCAGGAGAUUUUGAAAAUGAACUGAUUACAAAAAUCCUUAUUGCAUUUUUUUAUUUGACUUUGGGUGCUUUUGCAAUGGCACUUAUUGGUAAAUGGGCAUAA
Lodderomyces jiufengensis is the source of this 1161-nucleotide messenger RNA. RefSeq lists its product as uncharacterized. Gene Ontology annotation, biological process: zinc ion import across plasma membrane. The record is from RefSeq and is a predicted model, not a curated record. Gene Ontology annotation, molecular function: low-affinity zinc ion transmembrane transporter activity. Lineage: Eukaryota; Fungi; Ascomycota; Pichiomycetes; Serinales; Debaryomycetaceae. The transcript has a single exon. Gene Ontology annotation, cellular component: plasma membrane. Bases 1 to 1161 code for a protein of 386 amino acids.